AUGAACAGUCUGAGCGUCCGACCGCGUCCCAUGGCUUCCGUACAUUCCGAGUAUGGCACUAUUUAUCAGGUUUUUCUCAUUUACUUCAAAGUCAAUAUCAAUAUAAUCAAUUCUUCUCGAUUUGAAAGGCGAGAUUUGUUGAUUGGCAAGAGUGGCGCGUUGCGUGUGCGACGCGGCUUUUGGCGGGGAACUAGAGUUCAAAAGCGAGCCGCUUUUUUGACAGUUUUUCAAUACAUUUUGAUUUUUUAUUGGUUUUAAAAGAUUAAGUUAACGAAUUAAAUAACAAGAACUUUCUUUUUUCUACAUUUUUACGAUUACCUUUGACCUGGAGUUCCUCUCCAAAAGCCGCGUCGCACACGCAACGCGUCACCCUUGCCAAUCUACCCAUUGCCUUUCAAGCCACGGAAAAUUGACUAUACACAAGUGAAACGGCAAAAUUACUUGAAUGUAUCUCAAAAAGAUUUGUAAAGAUUCGAAGCUCCCAAAAUGAUGGGAAAAUAGCUUUUGAGCACCUUUUUCAUUGCCUCAGAGGACCUUUUUUGAACCCUCUGGAAUCUUUUCAGUUGCUUUCCAGCAUCCUUUUCACCAAAAGUUGGGGAAAAGACGCAAAAGUGAAAUAAAAAAGAUCUUCUGGGAACCUUUAGAAGAUCCUUUUUUGAAUGAAGCUGUUCCGUUUUACUCCAGUAGACACACGUUUAUUCAAAAAGAAUCGACUUGGUACAGCGCCUGUGAGCUUUGAUCUAGCCAUUGAAACUGCAGGUUCAUUUACCGAUUUGGUCAAUUAUUUCGUGUAACAUGAUCAUUUAAGCUCUAGCAUAAUGAUUUUGGUUCGUUUUUCAAACGCUUUUUUUGUUGCAAAAAAAUAGAUUCUAUUUUUGACGGCAUUUUAUGUCUAUUUAUCAAUAAAACAUUGUUUUUUUAUUAAACAGAAAAAGAAGAAAUAUUUUCAAGAAACAAGGGAAAAAAAUUUAAACAAAAAAAGAAAUAAAGCGACAACAGAUGGUUACAACUUUUGGAAGAUUUUCUCAUCUGGGAUCAAUUUUAAAGGAUUUCGGAACUCGGAAAAAGGUUCCUUGUUCAUUUUAAUCAAAAAUAAAGGUUUUACACUUUUUUAUUCUGUCAAGUCGUUUCACCUUUAUUCACAAAGUUUAUAUUUUCAAACAGGUCCAAUUUUUUUCUUCCAAAAAUUUCUAUUUCAAGAAAUGCAGAUCCUCAGAGACCCCUCCUCUAAUUUUUAUUAAUUAUCUCCAUUAUGUUAUAUUUUUCAUCUUUAUUUUGUUUACCUCUCAGCCACUGUUCUCCGUCUCGCCCACGCCUACCAAACUAUAUAGGAAAUAGAAAAACUAAAUUGUCGAUCAAACACCUCCAAAUUUUUUUAUUUAGAAAAAAAUCAUUAAUAUUUAAAGAUGGGUACGCCACCUGAAAAGCCGCAGCCGUUUUGCACGAAAAAAUCCAUUGCCGUGGCGAUUUUGGCGGUUUUAUUUGCUGUGAUCAUCACUGGCCUCGUCACCUACAAUGUUACGCGAGUGACACUGACCGGGAAAUCUGGGUGAGUCUGAUGAACCCUGAAAAAUUCAAAUAAAAAUGAGAAGAAUCCAAUAAAAGCAGGAAAUUAACGUGUUACAUGCAUGAUCGUUUAGCGCAAAUUUUUUAUUACACGACGUUACGUUUCCUAAUCGGAACACUAUAAAGAAUUGGCCAAGAAAACUUUAAGGUAAAAUUAAAAAUCAAAAAAAAAAUUAAAAGUUUUGUUGUUAGCCGUAGAGCGUACUUUCUGCCUCGUAUUCCAAAAAAUCCAAAACACCUCAUUUUCGUCACUUUGCCCAACUUUUUUCGAUUUUUUUGUUAUUUUCAUUCUUAAUUGGGUUGUUUAAGCAGAGUUGGCUUUUGCAUAUACUAGGCGCUUAUUAAGAGUCGCCCCGUUGCGUUUCAAACUCCAGUUCAAAAUUUUCAAACGUUUUGUAACUUUUUUGAAUUUAGACUCCUUUUUCCCUUUUUUUCAAAUUUCGAUUUUCGAUUUGUUUGAAGGUUGAACUAUCCCAAUGAAGAUGGAGAUGGAACUGUGGAGCCAGUGGAUUCGACGUCGGACGUAUCGGCGGAAGAUUUGCGGCUUCCUCGGAGUGUCGAGCCAGGUCAGAGGGUCGAUUGAAAGCCUUCUUAUACAUAUUUUUGCAGUUCACUACGAUCUGACAAUCAAAACAUACGUUCCUGGCUAUCCGGGUACUCCUGAAGACCGGAAAAUGAGCUUCGACGGUCAAGUGAAAAUCAGGAUGAAUGUGAAACAACGUGUUCGGAAAAUUUCCUUGAGUUCUGUCCAGUUGAACUACACAACUGCCAAGUGUUCAGUUACUUCUGUAGGCUUUUCAGAAAGUAUUUGAAGGAUGUAAAAAAUUCAGAAUGGGGUAAAUAUCCCGAUUGAAUCGAUCGAACAAACGGAAAAGUUUGAGAAGGUCUACAUCAACCUGGGCGAAGCUUUGCCAGAAAAUCAAGAAGCUGAGGUCAAGGUGAGAGGAAAAAUCGUUAAUUUAAAAAAAUAAAAAAACUUUAUUUUUGAGCUUUUCUUUUUUUGGCAAAUUCCGAGACGACCUCAAUGGUAUUUACUGCACGGAGUACACUGAAUCUGACGGGAAAAAUGAAGUUUUUUUGAAAUCCAUUUGAAAAAUUAAAUUUAUGAAUUUUUUUAAAAGAUACGCCAUCGCUACUCAGAUGGAGCCCACUGAAGCCAGGAAAAAUGGUCCCAUGCUUUGAUGAACCCGAUUUCAAGGUGGGUUUCCAAUAAUAAACCAAAAAUGGAAAAAAAUGAGAAAAAGUCUAAUAAGAAUAUAAAAAUUUUUUUAAGCCUUCAAGCAGAUUCCCUCUUAUUCUUUUUUCAAUGUCCUUUUUUGUGUAUCCAGUAAAUUUUUUCCAAAUCCAAAUCUCAAAAAUUUUUUUUAGGCCAACUGGACAGUUACUGUAAUUCAUCCAACUGGCACCAAAGCCAUUUCCAACGGAAUCGAGGAAAGCGAGUCUACGUGAGUUUAAAAAUGCUCGGAAACCAUUUUUUCAAAUCAUUCCGGAGUUUUCAUUUUGUGGAACUUUUUCGAGAAUUUUUCAAUUUGCUGGUAAUCUAAAAUGAUCACAACAGUUUGCUGAGUGCUUUCAGAUUUUGAAUUUCAAGUCGUCGUUCAAGCUCCGCCCCUAAUGGCAUGAUGAACCAAUCAGAGAACGAGCCAUUCACAGAGCUUUUUGGAAUGACGUCAUUCCAAUUGAAAUUCGAAAUCUGAACAGACUAAAUUUCGACAUGCAAAAGCCUGGUUUGUCAGAAACAAUUACUAGAAAAAAAACUGUUUCUCAAUUAAUUAUUGUUCCUUUUAUCUAUGAUGUUCCCUUGGAACCUUGAAAAGUUGCUUCGAAAUAACUAGUAUCUUGUUUUUCUUCAGUGUUGAUGAAAACUUCAUCUCGACCAAGUUCAAGACGACGCCGAAGAUGUCGUCCUACUUGCUCGCUCUUUUCGUCUCCGAAUUCGAUUACGUCGAGAAAAAGACGAAAAAUGGAGUCAGGGUCAGUCCCGACCUACCCAACCCUCCCAACUUCUCAAUGGGCUUCAGUUCCGGAUUUAUGCGCGUCCCGAAGCGAAACACCAGCUACAGUACGCCCUGAACGCCGGCGUCAAGUGCACCGAGUACUACGAAGAGUACUACGGAGUCGAGUUCCCUCUCGAGAAACAGGACAUGGUCGCCAUUCCCGAUUUCGCGGCGGGAGCCAUGGAAAACUGGGGAUUAAUUACCUACAGGUGAGAGAAGUGGUUUGGCAUGAAGAAAUUGUACAGUUGGAAGAGAAGUAAAAAUGGACAUGCCUUGGGAAUUUUAUCAAAAUGGGUUCGGGUCUAUUCUAGACUGCCUUGAGGCUAUAUGGGCGAGCGUUUACGCAGCGUAAAUGGGCUUAAGCAGGUAAAAUUGAAGUUUUUUGCGAAUGCCUGAGUCGUGUAGGUCAGAAGUGUUCAAUAGAAGUAGAAAAUGGGAGAAAAAUUUUGAUUGAUAAGUUUUUUUAAACCCGAGAUCAAGCUACCCAGUGACUGGUGAAUAAACUUUCAUGUUUAUUUCCAGAGAAAACUCCCUUCUUUAUGACGAGAACAUAUACAAUCCUGGAGCCAAGCAACGUGUAGCCCUCGUGAUUGCUCAUGAACUCGCCCAUCAGGUCGGUCAUCUACUACCCAAACUGCUUCUGAAAAAUAAACUGUAGUGGUUCGGAAAUCUGGUCACGAUGAAAUGGUGGGACGAUUUGUGGCUCAAUGAAGGUUUCGCGACCCUCGUCGAGUACAGCGGAACUGACGUCAUCAGCAGUGGAAACUUCAGAAUGGUUUGGAAGAUUCCUAACAUUCCAGUUUCAAUAUUUCUAAAAUUAGGACGAGUUCUUCGUGAUCAACUCCCUGGCUGGCGCCUUGGCGUACGAUUCGAAGGCCUCGACUCAUCCGCUUUCCUUUAAAAUCGACAAGGCGAUGGAAGUCGACGAAGCUUUUGAUAAGAUUUCCUAUGAUAAGGUUGGAUUUUUCAUUCUCGAAUUAUCUAAAAAGAUAUAUUCAGGGUGGCUCCGUGCUUCGGAUGCUGAGGAAGGUCAUCGGCGAGAAAAACUUCCAGGAGGGACUUCAAGCAAGUUUUCAGAAGAAAAAAACGAUUUAACAUAGAUUUUCAGCACUAUCUGAAUGUCCACAAGUACAGCAACGCCAAGGCCGUCGACUUGUUCACGGCUCUGAACGAAAAAACGCCAGAUUCCGUUAUUGGACCCAAUGGGGAGAAGCUGGACGUUGUGAAAUUCGCCGAGCAGUGGACUAGCCAGGUUGGGAACCUAGCAACUCCAGAUGGGUCCCCGUAGGGGGCAACUUUAGGGGUCCUUGAAAGUUUCCCUCUAGGGACCACUUUACUAACACCUACAGGUCAUAAACUCUAUGAGAAGAGCCUUUUUCCAUGCGAAAAACUUGAUUAAUUAACGUUAUUUGAAUAAAAAUUGUCGAUAGAGGAUUAUCUGAUUAAGUUUUUCUUUUUAAUUUGGAAAUCUGGACGAAAAAUAGAGAUACCCUAUAGGGACUGCUUGAGCUUAAGAAAUUGCUUUGAUCGGUUUUUUUGCCGUGUUGUGUGCAACUCUUCCAAUUUUUUUAAAAUUUAAUUUUUUUAAAUACUAAUAAUUAAGUUUAUUACAAUAGAAAGGAUCUAGAACAAAAAAAUUUUUACCUCGUUAAAAAGCCACUCAGACGCUUAAAAUUCAAACCGGGGGCAUUUCUAGUGGCCACUUUAGCGGCGUCAGCGCUCUCAAAGGGGUCCCUAGAACUUCUCAAUAACGUCCAGAGCGCGUCCGAUUUACGUUACCGAGACCCCUACUUUACCGAGGCCCGAGUAGUUUGAAUCAAAUACAAGGGUUUUCUGUAGCGACUGUUGAGUACUCUUAAGGGACCUCUUCAAAACUGCUUCUUAAAUUUCCUCAACGUAGCUUUGAACAGUCAAAAAUUGGAUUGAAACCUUUCAGAUUUUUAGAUUUUUUUCUGGUGCACCGAAAAAAUUCAUUAUUCAAUCAUGAAGCUAGUUCACUUGUGUCUUUUUUUAAAGAACGCAAAAAUAUAUUCGUAUUAUAAAUAUUUAUUUCAAAAUAGGUUUCCCUAGAGAGCUCAAAUUAAGGUGAUCUCUUUUUUUCACAACUUUACUUUUUUCAGCUCGGCUACCCGCUCUUGACUGUCAGCCGCUUCAACGACAGUACCAUCAAAGUGACCCAAGAACGAUUCAAACAAAAUAAAAACGCCCUGGAAAAGCUCAAGUAUCGGAAUCCGAAAUAUGGGUUUAUCCAAUGAUUAUGUCCUCUUUUUCAAAAUGUCUUCCAUUCAGUUUCAAAUGGGACGUCCCGGUGUGGUACCAGGAAGCCGGAACGGAUGAGAUCAAGUUUGCCUGGCUCAAGCGAGGUUUUUCAAUUACUUUUAAAAUAUAAUUCGAAAGAGGAAUUUUCAGAUGAGCCACUCUACUUGAAGUCGAAGGACUCGGUAGUCGUGAACGCAGAUUCUUUCGGAUUUUACCGAGUAAAUUAUGAGGACGCGGAGUGGCAGAAGAUCGGGGCUCUACUGGUCAAGGAUCAUGAAGUUUGUCGGAGUUCAGGAACGUUAGAGUGGUCCGCAGAGGGGCAACCUCAGGGAUUAUUUAAGGGACCCCUCUAGACUCCAUUUUACCUCCUCCUUUAAAGCUUCCAAAAUUGGCCACUCUAGGGCAGGGCAGAAUGCUGGUGGACCCUACAGGAAAUUUGACCCCUCUAGGGCAGAAUUCUGGGGGACCCUAGAGGAAAUAUGGGAGGAAAUAAACCUUCGUGAUUUUAUUCCAAGUAACUGUUGUGAAAAAAAAGAGAUCACCUUAAUUUGAGCCCUCUAGGGAACACUAUUCUGUCUCCUAGUGGCUCUUUUUUCCCCACUAACCCCUCUAGGGACCACUCUGACGUUUCCAACCAGCCCAAUAAAUAAGGCUUGAAACAGUCUGACCUCUCUGCGCUCUCUUUUCUCUUACCGACAUGGUGAUGCUAACAGAAAGAAAGAGAGCGCAGAGAAACGAGACAGUUUCCAAUCGCGCCGAAUAUUGGAACAAACGUGAGAUUUUCAGAAAUUCUCGACGAAAACGCGAGCUCGUCUCGGUGAAGACGUCUUCAGAUGCGCCGUCGUCGAUUUGGUCGACUAUGAUGUUGCUAUAGACUUCAUUCAGUAUCUAUCCAAAGAAAAGGUAAAUCAGGAGUUGCGAAAAAUGAAUUAUGAAAUUGAUUGCUGUUUCUUGAAGUUUUUGUGGAGUCAAAUUUCAACCUCCUUCAAGAACACACUUAAUGAAACAGCCAUUUUGAGCCUUUUUCCAGAAAAAUAAGAAUUUUGAGCAGGUUUUCGAGAGGAUAGAUAUCAAAAUCUAAAAGUUUAAAGUAUAAGCAUUACCUCUCAAUGAUAUUUCACGUUUGAUCAGGAAAUUCUGUUAAAAUUGGCUCAAAAUCUUUUUAUGUAGAGAAAAAAACGCUUCAAAAGGCUCAAAUUGUCUUUUCCUCUCACAAAUUGACGCAAAGUCAAAGGAACCACCAAAAUUGGUAAAGUCUAAAAUUUUGAGCUUUGCUUAUCGAAAAAUGAGGUUUAUGAGUAGGUUGAGAUCAUGAAAUUUUUGGAUUUUUCGUCGAGUCUCCAGGAAUAUUCAAAAAAUGAUGAUUUUGAAGGUCUUGGGUAAGAAAAAAUGACGAAAUAUUCCAAUUUUUCAGUCAAAUCUCCAGAAUUUUUUCAAACAAUGACGAAUUCUAAUGCAUUGAGUGGGACAAAUUGUGGAACUAUACCAAUUUUCCUAUCAUUUUUCUUCUGUUCUUUGACUUUUUAAUACGACUUCAAGUUGAAUAAUCAAAAAUACCAGGAUUACCUUCCCUGGAACACGGCUUUCAACGAGUUUCACGCCAUCCUCAGUUAUUACGGUAGCGAUCCCGAAGUUGAGCCCGUCAAGGUUUUUUUUGAUAAAAUACUUGUUUUAUUCCAUUUUUUUCAGAAAUAUCUUCUCCAACUUUUGUCCACAAACUACGCCGCCAGCAGCUUCGACCUUCUGGCCAAGAACUACAAGGACGACAAGGAGUUCUUCCAAGUGUUCGUUUUUUUCUUCUUCUCAAAGCUCAUUUUUCUAAUUCUAUCAAUUAAUAAAAAGAAAAAGUUGUUUUUUCACGAUUCCGGUUUUUCCAGACGAUACUCAAGCAAGAAAAAAAAAAUCAGAGGUCCUGGAAUUUUUUCGAAGUCUUACAUUUACUUUUGACAGAUAACUUGUACGGGGAAGAAAUUCUGUUCAAUUCUCUGGAAUACAGGCUAGAGGCUUAGACUGGGCUAUUAUAACCCUAUAAAAAAUAUACAGCCUAACCAAACUUUUUUUCUAUAAAAUAGCUAUUUUCCAAAUGGCAGUGUUCAAUAAAGUAGAUGAAGAUUUUCAAGAAACUCAAAAAAAAAAGUCUUUUUCAAUUGUUCUUCCUUAUCCUAAUAUUAUAAAAAAGCCUUUCUAAACAGGAAAAGAUCGAAAUUAAUCAAUUAAAGAGAUUUUGAGGCCUUCCUAAUAUUCAGGAAAACUGCGCAGUCAAUUUAUUGCAUACGGUCUCAGAUAUAGAAAAAUUCUCCAAGCUUCAACAAAAUUUGGGUUUUUAACACACGGAGUACGACUAUUGGGAAAGUGUCUAAAAGGUUUUGGUCUGAAAAUGUUCGGAUUCCAAACCGGAUCUAAAUGCAAGCUUUAUAUAUUACCGAUAAAACCGAUUCUUCUGAAUAAUAGAACUUUUUGAAACUGGAAUUUCAGGCAACUGAUGACCCAAACGAUGUCGACGGAAUGCGCCCUCGGCGACGUCGAUUGCGUCGGAAACGCCACGGCUUUAUUCAAAAACGAAGUCGAGCCGAAUUGCAAGGGCGAGGGAAACAAGACUUCAACUUGCAACAAGUCUUUCAAACUCCGCUGUUUUUUUUCUGAAACGCUGAAAUUUCAGACUUGCGGCACCACUUAGACCUUCCGUCUACUGUUAUGGAGUGAAAAAUGGCGGUAUCAAGGCUUUCAAUCAGGUAUAGCUUGAAAAAACCGCUCCGACAACAUGCUGAAUAUUAGAUACAUCUCUCGUAAACUAAUGGGAAGAUUUUUGCGUAACUUCUAAAAAAUCUUCAAGGACUUUUUGGACAAAACAAGAAAAAGAAAUACUUUUCCAGGUUUUCGAAUGGUACCGAAUCGAAGAUGUCCAGCGUGAAAAGGAGAACUUGCUGAGAGGAAUGGCCUGUUUGGACGAUAUUCCGACCUUGAAGAAGUUUGAUUCAUUUCUUUGAGGCUUUUAAAAAGGCAUCAAUUUGAGAAGAACUUGAAGAAAAAGAACAGAGAAAAUAAGUGAAUACAAUAAGAAAUUUUUUUAAUGGAGAACAAAAUGGGCCUAGUUUCAAGGUUGAACAAAGAGUUCUGAUCCUGGUGCUUCGCCUAAAGCUGCGCCAGAGCUUUAGCAACUUCCGCUAGUUUGCUUGAAAAUGCAGCCUCGCGAGAGUAGAAUUUUGUCACUAUAGACUAUAGUUGUUCCAGACGGGCUUUUCUGUAAUCGAGACGAGCCCAUCGAGAUUUCGAGAAAAAAAAAGCUCAAAUAAUCGCAAUUUUGACCUUAAAACCGACAUUUUCGUUUUGAAAUCGUCUCAAGAAUUUCGAGACGAGAAAGACUUUUUCUGAGACACGAUGAAAGAACACGAGUCAGCACUUUGCAGACUCCUUCUGAACGCCAUGAAUGACAAGAAGAGCGAUUUCCGACUGCAAGACACGGCCAGCGUGUUCUCCGCCGUUGGAAGCAACGACCUCAGCAAAGAAUUCUUCCUGAACUUUUUGAUCAGCCGCUGGGAUGACCUACAAGUUCGGUAAGGCUCCGAAAAUGUUCUCCUGGACUUUUUCUUUGAUUCCAGCUUGAAGAAAGACUUGUCGGGCUUCCGGAAAAUCAUCUCCAUUUUGGCCAGCAACAUCCGAACUUCUUCCGAGUUGUUACAGGUUCGUGAACUUCAAAAAAAAAAAUUGCGAUGCGAGAGCUUGAAAAGUAAGUUUUUGCUUGCAGCUGCGAAGCUUCCGUGACUCGACACCCUCGACGAAGGAAUACAACGUCUUCAAUGAGAUUCUGGAGAGCGCCCCGGUGAGGAUCGCCUGGCGUCAGAAGAACCUCAAGAAGCUCUCCGACCACUUCGCCCAGCUCCUCCUCAAGUCCCAAUGA
Caenorhabditis auriculariae is the source of this 9720-nucleotide messenger RNA. NCBI's taxonomy places the organism in Eukaryota, Metazoa, Nematoda, Chromadorea, Rhabditida, Rhabditidae. The record is from the annotation of a GenBank genome assembly.